This is a messenger RNA of Punica granatum (pomegranate), 2070 nucleotides long. Lineage: Eukaryota; Viridiplantae; Streptophyta; Magnoliopsida; Myrtales; Lythraceae. The record is from RefSeq and is a predicted model, not a curated record.
CAGUCUCACUUCCAUUUCCCAUAUUAAUUAUAUUAUGGCUCAAGCUGGAGACGGCCUUCCCCCUCAUCCUCAUCCCCCAGUAGACCCCGGCAACGGCUUCUGCUCCGACACCAGAACCUAUCACAGCCUUCGUCCUCCAGUCCCUCUCCCUCCCGUCACCCAUCCUCAUCCCCUCUCCGUCACCGACUACGCCCUCUCUCUCCUCCCUUCCUCCGUCUCCUCCUCCCCCGAUCACCGUUAUUACAUCAUCGACGUCGCCUCUGACCAACGCCUUAUCUUCUCCCGGACCCUCCGCCUCGCCAACUCCCUCUCCCUCCACCUCCGGGACCGCCUCUCCAAGGGCGACGUUGCCUUCAUCCUCCUCCCUCCCUCCUUCAAUGUCCCCAUCAUUUACCUCUCCCUCCUCUCCCUCGGCGUCGUUGUCUCUCCCUCCAACCCGCUGAGCUCCGCCUCGGAGAUCGCCCACCAGGUCCGUAUCAGCAACCCCUCCAUCGCCUUCGCCACCUCCUCGACAUCCUCCAAGCUGCCUCCUAAUUAUAAACUCCGACUCGGUGUGGUCCUCGUCGACUCGCCCGAGUUCGAGUCUGUUGUACUGACGAACGCUGAAGAUGACUCGAGCUCUGCCUCUGCCUCUCCCACCUCAUCACCAUCAUCAUCAUCAUCUCUACCUCUGCCGCUGAUGAGCAAUGUCAAUGGAGUCCAUCAAUCCGAUCCUGCGACAAUACUCUACUCCUCCGGCACGACUGGCCGGGUCAAGGGGGUGCUGAUGACUCACCGGAACCUUAUCUCUAUGAUCGCUGGACGCUACCAUGCUCGGCAUGCUGCCGCCGAGCAGCAAACACCCCGAGCUGUGUGUCUGUUUUCAUUGCCUCCAUUCCAUGUCUAUGGCUUCUUCGUGCUUAUCAUGAACUUCGUGCUGGGAGAGACCUUGAUUUGGCUGCAGAAGUUUGAAUUCGAGGCGAUGCUCAAGGCGGUGGAGAAAUACAGGGUCACUCUCCUGCCCGUGUCGCCACCCAUCGUCGUGAACAUGAUGAAAUCCAAGCUCACCGACAAGUACGACCUCAGAUCUCUUCAGACUGCCUUAUGCGGUGGCGCGCCUCUUGGCAGGGAGGUGUCAGAGCAGUUCCAGGCGAAGUUCCCCCACGUGGAGCUCCUGCAGGGAUAUGCUAUGACUGAGAGUGGAGCAGGGAGUGGCAUGAUGGGUCCUGAAGAGAGUAGGCGUUACGGUUCGGUUGGCCGCCUCUCUGCGACCAUGGAAGCAAAGAUAGUUGACCCUGGAACAGGAGUGGCCCUGCCCCCUGGCCAGAAAGGAGAACUUUGGCUUCGAGGGCCUUGUGUCAUGAAAGGUUACGUAGGAGAUGACAAGGCGACAGCUGAAACUAUCGACUCUGAUGGAUGGCUGAAAACUGGUGAUCUUUGUUAUUUUGACAAUGAAGGGUUCCUUUUCGUUGUCGAUAGGUUAAAAGAGUUGAUAAAAUACAAGGCGUAUCAGGUACCCCCUGCUGAACUGGAGCAUUUACUGCAAUCCCAUCCUGAAAUUGCAGAUGCCGCUGUUAUUCCCAGAUAUCCUGACGAAGAAGCAGGACAGAUCCCGAUGGCAUUCGUGGUGAGAAAACCUGGAAGCAGCAUAACCGAGUCUCAAGCCAUCGAGUUCAUUGCAAAACAGGUUGCUCCGUACAAGAAGGUAAGGCGAGUGGCUUUUAUUGAUAGCAUCCCGAAAUCUCCGGCAGGGAAGAUAUCGAGGAGGGAUCUGAUCAAAAUUGCCAUGUCCUGUUCUAAAGCUAGGCUAUAAAACCCAUCUGUCUGCUCCUCACAGAAGUUCAACUUCACAUUUUCCAUGAAAAGAAUCAACUAUGCUUCGAUCUGGUUACUUGUCUACAUCUCUAUAUGAUGGUAAAACGACUUACAAUCCUAGUGCAUGUUGGAAAUAUCGGUUCGAGUAUGUAUUUUGUUGGUCAGUAAGAAAUGACUAUAUAUAUCAGGUUGCUAUUCCCAAACUAAUUGCAACUCCAUUUCAAUCUUACCAUGAUCAUAUAGCAGAGCAGCAGGCAAAGGCCAGAGUUACUUUUA